This is a messenger RNA of Chironomus riparius, 2503 nucleotides long. The record is from the annotation of a GenBank genome assembly. Lineage: Eukaryota; Metazoa; Arthropoda; Insecta; Diptera; Chironomidae.
AUGUGGAAUGGCAAUAGUAAGACAUUUCCAUUGUCGCCAUCAACAGAAAAUAAUUUGAAAGUAGUACUGUUAAAAGGUCAAACACGUUUGAAUUAUCAAAAUAAUAUAAAGUUUAUUGAACAUACACAAGCAAAUAAAACUAGUAAUGGUAAUAGCAACAAUAGGAAUAAAAGUAGUAGUAACAAAUGGGAUAAUCAGGAGACGUCAUGGAAGCAAGGACCACUCAAAGUGGCCUUUUUGGGUUCUUCCGGCGUAGGGAAAACACAAAUCUUACAGAAAAAGUUCCCCAUAGAUAAUCUCGCUGAAUGGAAUCACAACAACAAUCCACUAGGCCUUAGAUGUAUGCAUGUCUACGUCCUUGUUUUUGACAUGGGAAACUUGGAUACAUUUCAAUAUUGCCGAUCGAUCAGAGAGCAAAUUCUAUCAAGCUUCACUCAUCGCAAUUUUAGCAUUAUGGUUGUUGGUAAUAAAAUCGAUUUAGUGGUUGACUCACCAAAUUAUACUCAGGAACUCAAGGAUAUAUCAGCUCUCGUUCGUAAACAUUGGCGAUCGGACUAUAUCGAAUGUUCUGCAAAGUACAACUAUAAAAUAAAUGAUGUGUUUCGAGAAGUUAUGGGUGUAUCAGGUAUGAGUGGAUGCUCAGGAGCUGGCAUUGAAUUUUCACAAUCAUCCCGACAUAAAAGCAAAUGUAACAUUCUUUAAUGGGCCUUUUAAGCAAGAAAUUAUUUAAAGAAAAAUCAACAAUAAAAGUAAUGAUAAUAGUGCUAGGAGUGAUGGAAGUGACCCCCCUUUGACCAAAUAAAUAAUCUACCUACUCAACUAUAACAAUCAAAUUUAUUGUGAAAAUUCAAAAUGGUGUCGAGAAAAAGUCGAAAAUGCUCAUCAACAAAAUAGAUAUCGACAUUAAUUCCAUCACUGUCUUCACACUCUACCCUAAACUGGCAAUAAUGUUUACACUAUUAAAGUAAGGAAGUUUUACUAACAAAAAAAUAAAAUAAAAACGAUGAGAGAAUAUUAAUGAUAAUGUCAUACGCAAUUUUCAUUUUUCGUUUUUUCGGGUGAAUAACAAAAAAGAAUUAUUAUGGAUGGAAAAUAUUCAAAUAAGGCGAGAAAUGAUAAAUAUUUGAAAAACUGUGUAAUACAAUAUGAAUAAUUUAUUAAAAUUAUUUUUCAACAAUGAAUACUGCUGUUAAUGUUAAUAAAUGAUGAUAAAAAAAAGACUUUUUAGAGUGAGAGAAUUAAAAACAAAAAUAAAAUAUUUUUCUAAAGCUCUCCAAAAAAACCCAACACAGCCCACCCAGAUAUAUUUUCCCACCCCCAACUCUAUGUUCCUAUUUUAAGGUUCACCUCUAUUUUUUUUUCUUCUCCUACAACUUUAACAGUCAACAAACAUCAUCAUCAUUUUGAUUUAAUUUUCGAAUAAUAAAAUAUUCAAAUUCCUUGGAGUUCAUUUAUAAAUGACGUUACAGAUCCAUGGUAGGAGGUCCUUAAACAAAAUAUUUUGUUGGAAUUCAAACGUUUGUUGUUUCCGUCAUUUUUAAACGACCCUCUCUUUAAAAAAAUAAACAGCACUUCAAUAUUAAACCUUAAAGGUAGUGAGAGAAAUGAUUUAAGACAGGGAAAAAUGAGCAUCGUGGAAAUUGUCACAUCUGUUUGAAGCUAUAUUUUUAGUGCAUUUUCCCAAGAGAACUUGAAGUUGAGUUUCACUUGAAGCAAAUCCAUUUGUGCCAUAAGGAUGAACAAUAUGAACUUUGAUUUUGAAGGUUAUGUAAUUUUAUCAACGAAUGUUACAGAAACUGAUUGUGGAUUUCUGGAGUGAACUUUAGUUCAAGGGAAUUUGAUAGGAUUUGAACAUAUGAAUCUGACAUCUUUAUAAUUUAAAGCAAUAGAAUUCUUGCUAUAUUAGUAACUUACUGAUUGCUAAAUAUUCAUUAUAUAGGAAAUAUUGGAUAGUAAGAAUAAUAAUCUGUAAAACUAUCUCUAGAGUGCACUUGAGUCUAUAUUCUAGAUCUCUUUAUUCUUUUAUUCAUAACAAACUCGAGAGUUUUGCUCUUUUCUCACCUUGAAAUGUUUCCAAAGCAUCAAUAAUUGAAAUAUGGAUAUAAUAACUGAAGAUAUCUUUAGUAUUUGAUGUCAAUAGGUCAAAAAAAUGGAAACUCACCCUUGUGACACCGAAAAACUGCACUAAAAAGCUCGUUUCAAAAUACCGAAAAUAAUAUCAAAUUUUGUGUGACUUUUCCUUUGUUCCCCCGACACAACCCUUAUCAAGUUAUUCAUCCAAAUGUAACAAAAUAAAAAAAAAUAUUUGAAAGGUAGGAAUAAAAUUAUUAACCUUAUGAAAAUGAAUAAAAAGUUUCUUUUGUUCAUAAAAAAAUAUCGCACAAAUCAAGUUAGCAGAAGAAAAGGGGGAAAAAAUUAAUAAGAAUGUUAAAUCGAGUCAUACAUAUGUCUCAUGCAUGUUAUUUCUAUUUUGACAUUUUCAUUCAUGAAAAUAAGAUUGUAG